AUGGUUGGGUUGAAGAAGUUGGCUGCCUUGUGCGGCUUGGCCUCGUCCUUCGUUGCCGUUCUCGGCCAGGGGAACUCAACCGAUUGGCCGCUGCACGAGAACGGCCUCACGGAUCUGGUCGAGUGGGAUCACUAUAGCUUCCAUGUAAAUGGUCAACGGCUUUUCGUCUUCUCGGGAGAAUUCCACUAUUGGCGCUAUCCUGUCCCUGAGCUCUGGAAGGAUCUUCUCGAGAAGGUCAAGGCAGCCGGCUUCAAUGCCUUCUCCAUCUACAACCACUGGGGUUACCAUGAGGCCACGCCAGGAGUACUCGACUUCGAGUCAGGAGCACACAACUUCACCUCUAUCAUGACUCUUGCGAAAGACCUUGGGCUCUACAUGAUCAUUCGACCUGGUCCCUAUGUCAACGCUGAGGCCAAUGCAGGUGGCUUCCCACUGUGGGUCACUACUGGUGCCUACGGUGGCCUCCGUGACAACGACACGAGAUACACCGAGGCCUGGACACCAUACUUUAGCACCAUCUCGCAGAUCAUCGCUCCUCAUCUUAUCACCAACGGUGGCAACGUUAUUCUAUUCCAAAUUGAGAAUGAGCUGGGUAACCAGUGGACCAACAUUAAGAAAAGGAUAAGCAAUGUUGCUGCACAAGAGUAUAUGCAACUUCUCGAAGACACUGCUCGCGACAAUGGCAUUGACGUGCCAUUAACCCACAACUUACCCAAUAUGAAUGGUUACUCGUGGUCUCAGGACUUCUCAAACGCCACUGGCAACGUGGACGUCGUGGGUUUGGACAGCUACCCGUCAUGCUGGAGUUGCAACUUGAGCGAGUGCACCAGCACCAAUGGAGAGUACGUCUCUUACCAAACUCAAAACUACUACGACUACUUCACUGUACAGUCUCCGACACAGCCAAACUUCAUGCCGGAGUUCCAAGGUGGUUCGUACAAUCCAUGGGGUGGCCCGCAAGGCGGAUGCCCCGGAGAUAUCGGUGCUGAUUUCGCAAAUUUGUUCUAUCGUAACCUCAUAUACCAGCGGGUCAGCGCCAUCUCGCUGUACAUGUUGUUUGGCGGAACCUCAUGGGGCUGGCAUGCUGCACCAGUCGUUGCGUCGAGCUACGACUACUCGUCACCGGUUUCCGAGAACCGUGCCAUCGGAAGCAAGUAUUACGAGACCAAGCUUCUAACUCAGUUCACGCGAGUUGCACGUGACCUUUCCAAGACAGAUAGACUUGGAAACAGCACAAGCUACUCGAGCAAUUCUGCCAUCACCGUUUCAGAGCUUCGAAACCCAGACACAGGAGCCGCUUUUUAUGUCACGCAGCAUGACUACUCGCCAUCGUCGACUGUCGAAACAUUCACCAUCAACGUGAACACCUCUGCCGGUGCCUUGACUAUCCCUCAGUAUGGCACAGAGAUUACCAUCAAUGGCCAUCAGUCCAAGAUCAUUGUUACAGAUUUUGCCUUUGGUUCCAAGUCGCUGCUUUACUCUACUGCUGAGGUGCUGACAUACGCCAUUAUCGAUGGAAAAGAAGUUCUGGCUCUCUGGGUUCCAACUGGCGAGUCAGGAGAGUUCACUAUUGAUGGAGUCAGGACCGCGAGUGUUGCAACGUGCAAUGGCUGCGCAAACGUCAAGAUCUAUUCAGGCGAGUCCAACAUCACCGUUUCGUUCAUGCAAAAUGCCGGCAUGAGCACCCUUGAGCUGGGAGACGGGUCGAAGGUGGUACUUCUUGAUCGUUCUGCCGCUUACUUGUUCUGGUCGCCGUCUCUCGACAACAACCCGCUUGAGGCUGGAAAUAACACAGUCCUUGUCCAUGGACCCUACCUUGUUCGUACAGCUACUAUUGAUAACCAAGCCUUGGCACUGACUGGUGAUGUUGCAAACGCUACAACUAUCACUGUCUUUGCACCUAAGGACGUAUGCUCUGUCACAUGGAACGGCAAGAAACUCGACAUUAAACCAUCAAAGUCAGGUGCUCUGACCGCUUCGCUUGAUGGCGGCGCGCACUUUACUCUUCCGGAACUAAGCGGUUGGGCGUACGCUGACAGCCUGCCCGAAAUCCAGAGCAAUUACUCUGCUGACAGUAAGGCAUGGGUUGCAGCCACUAACACUAACACCUCUAACCCCACUGUGCCGGCACUGAACAACCCCGUACUCUACGUCGAUGACUACCAGAUCCAUGUUGGCAACCACAUCUACCGCGCAACCUUUUCCGCAACCUCCGAGCCCCCAUCAGGCGUCUUCCUCAACAUUACCGGUGGGACGGCGUUCGGCUACUCAGCAUGGCUAAACGGCAAGUUUAUCGGCUCUUGGCUUGGCCUUUCGUGGAUUGACAAGGAGGCCAGCACCUUCUCUUUCUCCAACGCGACACUAAACGCGGACGAUGAGAAUGUGCUCAUCGUUGUCAUGGACAAUUCGGGUCAUGAUCAGCGCACCGCUGCGCUGAACCCCCGUGGUAUCUUUAAUGCCACUCUGGUCGGGCCUGGUAGCUAUUCUUUCGAUGAAUGGAAGAUUGCAGGUACGGCUGGUCGCGAGGAUGUUCUUGACCCUGUUAGGGGUCCCCUGAAUGAAGGUGGUCUUUGGGCCGAGAGAGUCGGUGUUCAUUUGCCCGACUAUCCCAAGGACUCUCUAGUCGAGCUUGGCUCAAACAGCACUACGCUAUCCGUCCCAGAGGCUGGCAUUCGUGUCUUCCAUACGGUUGUCCCACUGUCGGUUCCCGCUGGUCUCGAUGUGUCCAUUUCCUUCCGCCUCACCGCGCCCUCGAACGUGACCUUUGAGUCAGAGCAUGGAUACACCAACCAGCUCCGCGCCCUCCUAUUUGUCAACGGAUACCAAUACGGCCGCUUCAACCCGUACAUCGGAAACCAGAUCGACUUCCCGGUUCCACCCGGAAUUCUAAACUACAAUGGUGACAACACAAUUGUUGUCACCGUAUGGAGUCAGAGUGCAGAUGGUGCCGAGGUGAAGAUUGAGUGGAAUCUGGAAUACGUUCACGAGAGCAGUUAUGACAUGCUGUUCAAUAGCGCCUACCUACGACCGGGCUGGACUGAGGACAGACUGGAGUGGGCUUAA
Molecule: messenger RNA, 3063 nt
Organism: Truncatella angustata
Lineage: Eukaryota; Fungi; Ascomycota; Sordariomycetes; Amphisphaeriales; Sporocadaceae
Product: putative beta-galactosidase B
Exons: 2
Coding region: 1-3063 (1020 amino acids)
Biological process (GO): carbohydrate metabolic process
Cellular component (GO): vacuole
Molecular function (GO): beta-galactosidase activity
Source: RefSeq, a predicted model, not a curated record